Messenger RNA from Clarias gariepinus (North African catfish), 1580 nucleotides. It is a transcript of the gene exosc9, whose product is annotated as exosome component 9. Lineage: Eukaryota; Metazoa; Chordata; Actinopteri; Siluriformes; Clariidae. Gene Ontology annotation, biological process: TRAMP-dependent tRNA surveillance pathway; exonucleolytic trimming to generate mature 3'-end of 5.8S rRNA from tricistronic rRNA transcript (SSU-rRNA, 5.8S rRNA, LSU-rRNA); U1 snRNA 3'-end processing. Gene Ontology annotation, cellular component: cytoplasmic exosome (RNase complex); nuclear exosome (RNase complex). The record is from RefSeq and is a predicted model, not a curated record. Bases 83 to 1303 code for a protein of 406 amino acids. The transcript is spliced from 12 exons.
UCGCGCGAGGAGGCUGCUCAUGCUUACAAGAGGAGCGCGAGCGACUUAAUUUAUAAACUGUAUAUACAUUCAGGUGGCAAACAUGAGGGAAACUCCUUUAUCAAACUGCGAGAGAGACUUUCUUCUUAAGUCUAUCCAGGAGAAAAAGCGCCUGGAUGGAAGGCAGACUUAUGACUACCGCAAUAUUAAAAUCACAUUCGGCACAGACUUCGGCUGCUGUACUGUCAGUCUGGGGAAAACAAGGGUGUUGGCUCAGGUGUCGUGUGAGUUGGUCCCUCCAAAAGAUUCCCGUCCCACCGAGGGCCAGAUGUUUUUUAACUUGGAACUUUCUCCGAUGGCGUCGCCUGGCUUCCAGCCCAACAGGCAGUCUGAGCUGCUGGUGACGCUGAACAGGCAGCUGGAGAGAUGUCUGAGGAACUCCAGAUGCAUCGACACUGAGUCUCUGUGCGUCAUAUCGGGAGAAAAGGUGUGGCAGAUCCGAGUGGACGUGCACAUCCUGAACCAUGACGGGAAUUUGAUGGACGCGGCGAGUAUCGCAGCCAUAUCGGCUCUCUGUCACUUCAGGAGGCCGGAGGUCGCCAUCCAGGGCCGAGACAUCACUGUGUUCAGCCCGGAAGAACGUGAGCCGGUUCCGCUGAGUGUUUACCACAUGCCCGUUUGUGUGAGCUUCGCCUUCUUCCAGCAGGGCACGUAUUUGUUGGUGGAUCCGUGUGAGAAGGAGGAGCUGGUCAAGGACGGUCUUUUGGUCAUAGCCAUGAACAAACACAGAGAGAUCUGCUCCAUACAGUCCAGUGGAGGCAUCAUGCUCCUCAAAGACCAGGUUUUGAGGUGCAGCAAAAUAGCCAGUGUGAAAGUGUCCGAAAUCACUGAGCUCAUCACUAAAGCCCUGGAAAAUGACAGACGAGUCAGGAAGGAAGGAGGCAAGUUCGGCUUCGCGGAAUCCGUAGCUAAGGAGCGGAUCACGGUCCUGACAAGAGACGAAACGCCGCUGGAGAUGACGGACGUCCAGGCGGCGGCUGAUGAGAUCAUCAGCAAAGCAGACGCACCUCCUGAAGCCGUGCCCUCUCCUGUCAUUGUUGCCACGGGAACCGGACAGGUAGGAGAAGGGCUACAGAACGCUUGGGGUUUGGAGGAAGAUGACGAAGACGAAGAGACAUCAGAUGUAGCCGAGGGGGAGAAGAAAAAAGAUGAAGUGAUGGUCAUCUCAGACAGUGAAGAAGAAGAAGUGGUGAUUUUGAAUCAAGAAGGCCAAGGCAAACGCUCAAAACCCAGAAGCAUACAAAAAAGAAGAGGAAAACUGUAAGAGGAAGAAGAAGGUUCUUUGUGUUUGUAACCUUUUACACUCAAACCAGAGUCCCAGCCCUCGCAUUACACAAUAAUAACAAGAAGAAGCUGGCUUUCUUUACUGCCUAUACACUGAUCAAACUGAUCAUCUCAAUGGCAUCAAAAGGAGGAACAUAAAAGUGAAAAAAAAAAUCUAGCUUUUUUUUUUUAUUGAAAAUGUUUGAUUCACUGUUUGUGGGGUGGGAAAUGCUUUUGGGGACUGUAAAUGUACAAAAUAAAUGAUUCAGAUAUAAAAA